Messenger RNA from Colletotrichum higginsianum IMI 349063, 2481 nucleotides. Its product is annotated as Ankyrin repeat protein. The transcript is spliced from 3 exons. The record is from RefSeq and is a predicted model, not a curated record. Gene Ontology annotation, cellular component: nucleus; cytoplasm. NCBI's taxonomy places the organism in Eukaryota, Fungi, Ascomycota, Sordariomycetes, Glomerellales, Glomerellaceae. Gene Ontology annotation, molecular function: protein binding. The coding region runs from base 1 to 2481 and encodes 826 amino acids.
AUGGAUCCUCUUUCAAUCUCGGCCAGCGUCAUCGCUCUCUUCCAAAUACCCGUGGCUCUCGGCAAGGGAGCCCAGUUGCUUGCUACUCUUCGGCAUGCUCCCGCAGACUUCUGCGACCUGGUGAAUGAACUUAACACCUUGCAAGCUGUUAUCAAGCAGGUCAGGAGCUUGCUGGAAGAGUUGACGAACGAGCAAACGAGCAAUACGGCAUUUACUCCCGUGGACACAUCGACAGCUGUGGCGUUAGAACUUGAGUUAAGAUUCAUCGUAGAGGAGCUCCAGGCGCUCUGCGAUCGACUCACAGCCACGGACAAGGCAGAUGAGAAGGACCGGCCUCGCCAAGUAUCGAAAAGAAGAUGGAUACGAGAGCAAAGCAACAUCACCAAACUCAAGUCCAGGGUAAACACAACCAGAAACUAUUUGAUGCUGUGUUUCGGUGCCAUAGUAUCGUCGCAGAGCUUGAGACAAGGCAGGUUAAUGGUCGAAACUCAUCAGCUCGUUCAAGGCCUGCCCCGGACUUUUGAAAGAAAAACCGAGAGAAUUCGCGAUACAUUGGUCGCAGGCCAUGCCAACAUCGACAAUAUGGUGGCCACGCUCGACGGCCAGAUUCGUGCACAAGCAUCCGACCUGGAACAAUUGUUAACGGCCAAAUGUCAACCUCCGAAUCAGAGCAAUCUUCUGAAGCUGGACCGCCCAAAUGCCGAAGCCGAUCCUUACGUUUCGGUCGAGGUCUCAGUCCACCGAAACUGCUUGUCCUGCUGCAGAUGUCAAUGUCAUCAACAUCACAGAAUGCAGAGCCCAGCUUGGAUGCGCUCCGUCUUUGGCACGCUUUUUCUCCAAUACAACAGCGUCCCGUUGUUGAGGCCCCAAAAGUGUGACCUCGGGGAAUGCAGAGCAAGCUCUCCUGCUUCUUCGCGCUUGAUCUACCUCUUUCCCAAGUGGUUUCUCUCUCGUGCUGUCUUUCUUGCGACUUCCUGGAGUAGUCUGACCGGGACAGGUGCUUCUAUCCAUCUUCACGUCCCAAGGCUUGUUCCACGAGACCAGAUGGUAUCGGUUGUGUACAACUGUGAUAUUGCAUGGAUAAAACGAGGCAUCACCAACUCGACCGUACUGCCAACAGACGUGGAUGAAGACGGAAACUCGCUUCUCAUGUUAUCCCUUCGUGACGUUAACCUCCCCCUCUCGGAAUUCCUCGUUCAACAGGGCUGGCCGCUACACCUGGAAAAUGUGACUGGAUGGUAUGGCAAGGUACGAACGCAAUUAAGCUCCAUGCUAACACGGCCCAGGACAGCUUCAUCACGCUCCCGACUUCUGUACUACGCUACGAAGCACGAGCGGAUCCAGUCACUCAAACCUGAGCAUCGCCGUAUGAUUGAGCAUCUCACAUUUUCACAAGGAGGAUCAGGCAGUACAUCGACUUUGAUACACGACGCAGUUCUUGGAGUGACGUCAAUGUCCGUAUUGGAUGCAAUAACUCGGGCCCGUUCGGAUAUUGAUAGCCUUGACAGCUAUGGGUGGUGUCCGCUACACUGGGCAAUCUAUCUCGACGAUUACAAAUCGCUCGAGGUCCUACUUUACCGUGGCGCCAGCCCAAAGACAGUGACCAGAAGCGGUUGGACGCCGCUUCAUUACGCGGCGAGAUAUGAACCUCCUGGCUCUGUGAGAAUGGCCCAGGCAGUCAUUGAAGCCGGCGCAGAUAUCAAUGCACAGGUCAGAAACUAUCGGGGGUUCAAAGGGGAAACUGCAAUCAUAUUCGCCUUCGACAACCCGGAGAUGGUUAAACUUCUGUUGGAGCACAGUUCCGUCAUUGUUGUCAAAACAGACAUUAAUUGGGUGUGUCCGUUGUCGUACCGAGCUCGUCGGACGAGCAACGUCGAUCGUCAUGAUCCAAGAAGAUGGCACUGGGAUCGAUCCCUUGAUCUACUUAUCAGUGCCGGUAUGGACCUCGACUUGCCAUCGCAGCAAACGGGCUACGAGGGACGAACGCCUCUUCAUGAUACGAUCCUGUGGCGUAAUGCAGCGUUGUUAGAGCUCUUGAUCCAACAUGGCGCUAGGCUCGAUGCCAUGGACAAGUAUGGGUCAGGCGUGCUACACUUUGCAGCUCAAAGUGCGAACCUCGAGCUCAUCAACGUGUUGCGGGAUGCUCAGAUCUGCGGUUUGAAUACGGAUCAAACAAACGCUGCUGGCGAUACGCCGAUGAGGAUCAUGACGGCACGGAUGUACGGCGCCGAGGAACGAAGGCAGCCUGGCGAGACAAGACCGACGUAUGAGGAGUGGUUGGCCUUCAAACAGCUGUUGCUGGAAAUACGGGGACGCACCUGUGGCCACUUCUCGACAGAUCAUACCGGCACAGUGUUUCUUGGGAGGUAUUCGCACAAUGCCCAGAGUGAUGUUGAGGAUAUCACUUCUAUGGGGGUUUCGGAGGACGACCACAGCGAUGAAGACGAGUUCUUUGACACAUCUGAAGGGUUACAAAGCUAA